Leguminivora glycinivorella is the source of this 1470-nucleotide messenger RNA. Its product is annotated as ommochrome-binding protein-like. The coding region runs from base 287 to 1240 and encodes 317 amino acids. The record is from RefSeq and is a predicted model, not a curated record. Lineage: Eukaryota; Metazoa; Arthropoda; Insecta; Lepidoptera; Tortricidae. The transcript has 2 exons.
CAAAAACCCCUAAAAAUUUGUCGGUUCAUGUGCCAAACAUCCUGUAUACACUGCCUUAUUGUUAGUGACUGUAGAGUGUAUAGAUACAUUUUUGGAACAUUGGAUUGUACUCGCCUGUACACUACUGUCCACACUUCGCCUGUCGCUUGGCACUUGUCGCUUGGCACUUUUUGUCGUUUAGUUCGAGCGGUAUUUAAAGUAUGAAUGGGGUGUAGUGUUAUCGUGGUCGGCGUUUCUGAUGGACGUGCGUGUUGUUUAAUUGUUUGUAAUAACUGCGUGAAAAACAAUGAAGAUGAAAAUUGCCGUGGUUUGUGCAGCUCUCUCCUUGCUGGCCCAGCACACGACAGCAAACACCACCGACGUCACCGAGAUCAUCGACGUCGCUCCGGAGGACAUUCACAGCUCCCCCGAGUACUGCGCCACCUGCGUCAAGCUCGAUUCCCUCUGCUACAACCGCUCCUACCUCUUCGAGCUCACCGCCAACUUCAGAACACAUAUCGUCGUCAAGAAAAUGGGCAUCCUAAGAUCUAACAACGUUCUAUACUACAGUUUCGAGCCGAAACUUGAAGAUCCUGAGUACUUCAAAGUUGCAUACGUCUCUCUAGACACACCAGAUUUGGUUAAUAGUACCAUCAAUGACGGGAACACACAUUUGACUUUUAAUUUCUCAGUCUUUGAUUUCAAUCAGAAUGAAAAUAAAUUAUAUCUUGGUGGCUCUGAUGGUAUAUGGUCACUUGCAAACGCUAACACCGAUCGACCUGUUCUAAGAUUUUUUGCUGCUAAAGGUCAUAAAAUUACUGAUCUUGUUUCAAAGGAUUAUGUUUAUUUUACAGAGACAGAUACUCAAGGGAUAAUUAAAGAUAAGAAUGGUGACUUCUUCAGAAAACUAGAGAAUAAAACCAUAGAGAGUUUUGUUUUAGAUAAAGAUGUCGAGUAUACGGUGGUUUAUUUACAUUCUACUGGGUUAUAUGCUUUCAAUAGCAAGACUAAUGAAGAUGUUAGGUUGUCGACUAAUCGUUUCUUCAGAGGGCUAACAGUAGACUUGGAAGGGAUAGUAUAUGCGUGGUAUAUAGAUGGGAUAUAUAAAGUAAUUCUAGACAGUGUUUUGGCACACUCGACAGUAGUAAGAGUUUCUGACAUAGAAGUAGGUGCUAUGACGUUUGAUAACUCUAAUAAUAUAAUUUAUUCAAAUGGAAAGUCUUUGUAUAGGUUGACUAAAACAGAUACUACCAAAUGUUAGUUAUCCUUUGAUAUAGUAUAAUCAUAAAACUUAAUAAAUUAGUACAAAGAAGUCGGAACCUAGUUCUCUCCCACUUUCUAUUAAUGUAAAGAAACAGCACAAAGGAGUUAAUAAGUUCUAAUAUUAUAUUAUACAACCUGUUUUUAUUGAAUUCCGUUAACUUUAAGGGAUGGUUCUUUGGAUCAAAUACAAUUAAUUUCUCUAAGAAACUAGCGUCUUAACUCUUACAA